Molecule: messenger RNA, 1215 nt
Organism: Thyridium curvatum
Lineage: Eukaryota; Fungi; Ascomycota; Sordariomycetes; Thyridiales; Thyridiaceae
Exons: 1
Coding region: 1-1215 (404 amino acids)
Biological process (GO): nucleobase-containing compound metabolic process
Molecular function (GO): 3'-5' exonuclease activity; nucleic acid binding
Source: RefSeq, a predicted model, not a curated record
AUGGCCUCUUCAACCUCUGGCGAGAAUGCGAACAUUACGUUCGUCGACACUGUGGAGGGGAUCUCCCAGCUCGUAGAUGUACUCUACGAGCAACCCACGACGAAGCCCUCCAUCGCCGUUGACUUGGAGGGCGUCAAUCUUUCUCGAUACGGGACCAUUUCCAUCAUGCAGGUAUUUGUCGCCCCGACCAAGCACACUUUCCUGGUGGAUGUGCACACGCUUGGCGAGAAAGCGUUUUCAACAGCCGGAGGACGGGAGCGGACGCUCAAGGACUUGCUUGAGGACGAGGACAUCCCGAAGCUCUUCUUCGACGUACGCAUGGACUCGGACGCUCUGUUCAAUCUCUUCGAUGUUGCGCUGGGCGGCGUUGAGGACGUACAGCUCAGGGAGGUGGCCACUCGGGGGGAGGGCCGGAUGUUUGUCCACGGGCUGGUCAGGUGUAUCGAGCAACACUCCUCGAUGAGCUGGGACCAGAAGAAGACCUGGAAGGAGGUCAAGCAGCAGGGAAGGUCGCUUUUCGCUCCAGAGCUGGGAGGCAGCUACGAGGUGUUCAGCCAGCGCCCUUUCCCGGAGGCCCUCGUAAAGUACUGCACGCAAGACGUACAAUUCCUUCCUGAACUGUGGGAGAAGCUUGACCGCCGGAUGACCGGGUGCUGGCGCUCCAGGGUCAAGUCCGCCACUGACAAAAGGGUGGCACUGUCUCGAGACCCCCAAUUCAAGCACUCGGGGAGUGAUAUGGCCUAUGCACCUGAGGGUUGGGAGUAUAUCUAUGACGAGUACAACGAGUACGAUGAUACUGAGGAGGAGGAGGAGGAUGAGGAUGAGGAUGAGGGCGAGGAGGAGGAGGAGGAUGAGGAUGAGGAGAACGAGGAGGAGGAGGAGGAGGAGAAUGAGGAAGAGAAUGAGAAUGAGGAGGAGGAGGAGGAAGAGAACGAGGGCGAGGAAGAGAACGAGGGCGAGGAAGAGAAUGAGGACGAGGAUCGAUGUGAGGUCGAAGGCUGCAGGUACUGUCGCCUUGUGUUCUACGAAAACUAUGGUGUCGACUACGAGGAUGAGUGCGAAAACGUUGUCGAGAUCCACGUCGAGCCAGAGGACGCUGCUGAAGGCGAGAAUGUUGCCGAAGGCGAGGGCGAGGGCGAGGGCGAGGGAGUUGCAGAGGACAAAGUUGUCGAGGAGUUUGCCGAAGACGGUGACGAGAACGAGACUGAACGGUGA